Molecule: messenger RNA, 1511 nt
Organism: Drosophila miranda
Lineage: Eukaryota; Metazoa; Arthropoda; Insecta; Diptera; Drosophilidae
Product: serine protease inhibitor 88Ea
Exons: 3
Coding region: 116-1390 (424 amino acids)
Molecular function (GO): serine-type endopeptidase inhibitor activity
Source: RefSeq, a predicted model, not a curated record
CCGCGCUUGGGAAGCUUUUGCAUUUUAAUAAUUAAACUCAAUUCAGUUAAAAAACGCAACCGCCCCGGACAAGUUUCCAUAACAAUUUCGGUAUAUAAAAUAAGGUACAAACAGAAUGAAACUUCUUAGCCUGUCCCUGUUUCUGGUGCUGCUCCCGGCGUUCCUCAGCGCCGAGCUUUGCAGCGUAAAGCCCGACAACAAAUUCCUGGAGAAGCGCCUGAAUCUGUACCGCGGUCAGCAGAACUUUGCCGUAUCCAUGCUGGACGUGAUCCGCACGUCCACGCCCAACGACAACGUGUUCUUCUCGCCGUACAGCACCUACCAUGCUCUGCUGCUGGCCUACUUUGGGGCCUCCGGUGAGACGGAGCAGCAGCUGAGCAGCGUCCUUCACCUGGACUGGGCCGAGUCCAAGGAAAUGGUGCGCAGCGCCUACAGCCUGGAGAAGCGGAACCGCGAGACCAGGUCCAGGAAGUCGCCACUGGAGUUCUCGUCGGCGGACCGCAUGUACUUCGAUCAGGAAACGAUUCUGGCGAGCUGCCUGGAGACCCGCUUCAGCGACGAAAUCGUGAAGCUGGACUUCAAGGGUAAGCCCGAGGAGUCGCGCAUUCAGAUCAAUGACUGGAUAGCCACCGAGACGCACAAUCAGAUCAAGGACAUGCUGGCCCCGGGCGACAUCGAUGCCCGCACCCAACUGGCUCUGGCCAAUGCAGCCUACUUCAAGGGCCAGUGGGUCAGCAAGUUUGAGGUUAACAACACCGCCCAGAAGCCCUUCUAUACGUCCAGCACGAACGCCUCGUUUGUGCCCAUGAUGCACCAGAAAGGUACCUUCCUGCAUAACGUGGAUGAGCAGCUGCGUGCCCAUGUCCUGCAGAUGCCCUACCGCACAUCCUAUAACGAGGCCGAGGAGGAUGAGGAGACAAACUCUAACAUGUCCAUGGUAGUGGUGCUGCCACCCUUCAAUAGCGGAUCCCUGGAGGACGUACUGUCCCGCCUGAAUGCCAAAACCCUGGAGGAGUCCCUCGACAAUGCCAUGCCACGUGAGAUUGAGGUGUCGAUACCCAAGUUUGAGUUCGAGCAGCGUCUGGAAUUGGUCCCCAUACUCGCAAAAAUGGGAAUCACCAAGAUAUUCGAACCGACUGCCACUUUCCAUGACUUCACCGAUCGGAGCGUUUCGUUUGGCGAUGCCAAGCAUGUGGCCAAGAUCAAGGUCGAUGAGGAGGGCAGCACGGCGGCGGCCGCCACUGUUUUGGUCAGCUACCGCUCGGCCCGACCCAUCGAGCCCACCAAGUUCGAGUGCAACCAUCCGUUCGUGUUCCUCAUCUGGGAUCACGCCUCCAAGGCGAUCCUGUUCACGGGCAUCUAUCGCGAUCCCAAGACAAUAAAACAGUAAAUCCGCGAUCCUACUUCUCCUUGUUAUUUCCUAAUUAACCUAAAAAAAUUCUGUCUCGACUGUAAAUGACGAUGUAAACGUUUAAUUAUAUAUGUACGAUAAUAAAUUAUGUCAAUAACAA